UGUACACAAAAAGAUUAUCAUGAAGUUUAUGAAAUAAAAAAAACAUUUAUAACUAUUUUUCCUUGCUGCAUGCAGAACAUUUUUUUAAAUGGAGACAUAAAGCUUCUAAAAUGCCAAAUAAAGCAAAAAACCAUGAAGACUGCAGGAAGUCUGUUUGUUUUCUUUGCAUGAGGAAAGGUGACCGAGAGUUAACUGACUUUAUCAUUGGAAGAAUUCACAAAUUGUUGAAAACGGACAUUGACUUUGAAGAUGAAAGGGUCCCACAGGCAAUUUGCAACACUUGCGGAACUCUCUUGCAAAAAAGAGAUGCUGGGGACAUGAGUGUUUCACUUCCGGCAAUCUACAACUUCUCUGCAGUUGUUGUCAAGCCUUUGACACGAACAUCAGGUCCAUGUGACUGCCUCAUUUGCCAGAUAGCAAAGCUCAAGCUCAACCAGAAACAUCCUUUGGCACCAAAAGAAAAGACCAGAAACCUUGACCAAGGUGAAUCUUCCAAGCCUGGCCCUUCACCAAAUUCCUGCUUAAAGUCAUCAGAAAAAAGAUGCACACAGUGUUUGUCCAUUCUUGCAAGAGGUUUCAGACACUCAUGCACUAUCGGAACAAGACACCAAAACUUGCAAGCAUUGGUCCAGUCAGAUCCUGUUGGUGCUGAGCAAAUUGCAUCAGCCAUCAUCAGUUCAAAAGAUCCAUCUCCGGGAGGAACUGUUCGCCUUAGUCAAGCAAGAGGAGGGCAGUUAUUUCCAUUAACACCAGGCCCAGCAUCUGCACACAAAUCAACCAGUUCAACACUUACAAUGCAAAGCUUGUUAAAUGUUCAGUUGAACACAGGACUAUCCAACACAGGAAUGCGACAACUUGCCUCAACACUUAACAAAUCAACAGAAACUCGACUUGUUGAGCUGUUUUUCUAGCAGUAAAUUAAGUUUGCUGCUGUAGGAAAGUCGUUGAACAAUUUUUUUCAACUCUCAGUUGUUGACAUUUCAGCAGAAAAAGGAAAAACUGAAGAGAAGAGAGCAAUCGUUAACUGCAAAAAUCUUGAGGACUUAACCAACAAGGUGCUGCUGUCAAGGGAAUACAGCUACAAUCAUUUUGUCAAGCUUGGCAUUGAUGGAGGAGGAUCAUUCUUAAAAAUGAGCUUAUCAGUUAUGAAGGUAACUGAUGAAGAUGACGAAACAAGAAGUCCUCAACCAAAAAGUCUUCGCUUACUGACAAGCUCAACUGCCAGAGACACAGGUGUCAAGCGUCAACUCAUAGUUGCCAUCGCUGAAAAUGUUUCUGAAACAUGCGGCGAGAACGUUAAAGUGAUGAUGAACAUCAUUCAAUUAAAUGAUGUUUCAUUCUGCAUUUCAUGCGAUCUCAAAAUGGCCAACGUCAUUUGUGGAAUUCAAUCCCAUUCAAGCAAACACCCUUGUUGCUGGUGCAACAUUGAUUCUGACAAUCUGUCAGAAUGUGGAACUUCCAGAAGUUUUGGAUCAAUAAAGGAAAAAUUUGAAGCCUUUGUUGCAGCUGGAUCAGAUAUGAAAUCAGCAAAAGAUUUUGACAAUGUUAUCCAUCCACCACUGAUUAGCAUGGAUGACUCAACACUCAUUUUGGAUGCGAUUCCACUAAUGGAACUCCAUUUACUUCUUGGAAUUGUCAAUCAUCUUUACAAGAAUCUUUCUGAUUUAUGGCCUUGUGCCAAAGAAUGGCCAACUUUGUUGCACAUUCAGCUCCAGCCAUACCAUGGGGGACACUUUGCUGGCAAUGAAUGUCAUAAGCUUUUGCAAAACCUUGACAUUCUCCAAAUGCUGGCAGAAAAAGCUUGUGCCUAUCAAGCAUUUGGUUUCAUUGAAACUCUCAGACAUUUCAAAGAAGUUGUUACUUCAUGCUUUGGAACAACUCUGCAGGAAGACUAUAAAGAAAAGAUUCAGAAGUUUAAAACUUCUUUCCUAUUCUUGCCAAUCUCCGUGACUCCUAAGGUACAUGCUGUUUUCUACCAUGUUUCAGAAUUUGUAGAAAAACAUCAAACCUCCCUCGGAAUCUUCAGGGAGCAAGCAACCGAAGCAAUGCAUUCAAGGUUCAAGUUUCAUUGGGAGCGGUACAAGCGCAUCCCAACUCAUCCAGAUUAUGGGAAACAACUCUUCAAUUGUGUUGUUGACUAUAACAGCAAGCAUCUGUAACAAACAACACCUCCAAACUCAACUUUUUUCAGAAAUAUAUGUCUUGGAAUAAAAAAUCAGAAAUUGCACAUUUUAGAAUUUUUUUUAAGAAA
Molecule: messenger RNA, 2251 nt
Organism: Hydra vulgaris (swiftwater hydra)
Lineage: Eukaryota; Metazoa; Cnidaria; Hydrozoa; Anthoathecata; Hydridae
Source: RefSeq, a predicted model, not a curated record